AUGUCAUCCUCGAUUGUCUCACUUGCAAAUAUGAUAUCUCAUCAAAUAACAAUCUAUCUGGGCAUACCGAUAUUUCUCCUUGGUGUCGUCGGUGGCAUACUUAAUGUAAUUGUUUUCCUUAGCUUGAAAACGUUUCGUCAAAAUUCAUGUGCUCUAUAUUUAACUGUUAUGUCAUUAGUUAGUGUGGGAUAUUUAAUCACGGGUUUAUUAACAUUUAUUAUGAUGUACGGAUUUGGAGAUGAUUGGACGACACAAUCGAAAUCAUAUUGCAUCUUUCGAGAAGGAUUUGUUCAUAUUUGCAUGUUAAUCGCAUUUACAUGUCUAUGCUUAGCAACAAUUGAUCAAUAUCUAGCAACCUGUUCAUCUGUACGUUGGCAACAAUUAUGUAACAUCAAAGUAGCUCGUUAUUUGUGCUGUUUGUUCACCAUUCUUUGGUUUUUAUAUGGUAUUGUAUUUUUUAAGUCAUACGACUUAGUCAGUAAUCCUUCGACCGGCGAACUCGAUUGUACAGUGAUAAAUAGUCGUUUCCAAGAAUACUUUCAGACAGUUCAUGUACUUAUUCUAUUAGGUGUAUUACCCAUUUCGAUAACUGUCAUAUUCGGUAGUUUAGCUUAUCGAAAUGUUCAACAAUUAGCCUAUCGAGCGGUUCCACUUGUUCGACGUGAAUUAGAUAAGCAAUUAACAGUCAUAGUGUUAACACAGGUUGUUUAUAAUUUUUUUGCGAUAUCGCCUUAUACCAUAAUUAACGCGAUUAUACUCGAUUCAAAUAUGAUGGCAGAUCCCGUGAAAAAUGCUGUGAUAAGUUGUGCAAGAAUUGUCUCAAUUAUUUUCCUCUACUCUUGUUUUGCUUGUCCAUUUUACAUCUACAUUUGCGUCUCCGAGCGCUUUCGUCAGCAGUUGAUUUAUGUUCUGUUUAAAAUUUACUUCAAACGAUGGCACCGUCGAAAUGUUAUUAUUGAUGUCGUUGUGCCAUUGAAUUGA
Messenger RNA from Adineta ricciae, 981 nucleotides. The record is from the annotation of a GenBank genome assembly. Lineage: Eukaryota; Metazoa; Rotifera; Eurotatoria; Adinetida; Adinetidae.